Molecule: messenger RNA, 2201 nt
Organism: Argentina anserina (silverweed cinquefoil)
Lineage: Eukaryota; Viridiplantae; Streptophyta; Magnoliopsida; Rosales; Rosaceae
Exons: 9
Coding region: 110-2131 (673 amino acids)
Cellular component (GO): membrane
Molecular function (GO): oxidoreductase activity, acting on the CH-OH group of donors, NAD or NADP as acceptor
Source: RefSeq, a predicted model, not a curated record
GUACAAACAAGCAAAUUGCCAUUUUCUUCAUAGCUUAAUUUUAAGGAAGAGUAACUUCCAGAUUUCAGUUGUGCCAAACCUCAAAGAGAACAGAAGUCUGUAAACAUCCAUGGCAGAAUCAACUAACAGGUACGCAGUUGUGACAGGAUCAAACAAAGGGGUCGGAUUCGAAACAGUAAGGCAGUUGGCCUCAAAGGGAAUCACUGUGGUCUUAACUGCCAGAGAUGAGGAGAGGGGUCUUAAAGCUGUUGAGAAACUUAAACAGUCUGGCCUCUCAAGCCAAGUAGUUUUUCAUCAACUUGAUGUGGCUGACCCUGCUAGUAUUGCUUCUCUGGCAGAAUUCAUAAAAAUUGAGUUUGGGAAACUUGAUAUUUUGGUGAACAAUGCUGGGACUAUGGGAGCUAUAGUUGAUGUUGAUGGUUUUAAAGCUGCAGUUGCAUCUGGUGCUGCAGAUGACUCGGGAGAGAGUGUUGAUUUCAACAAGUUGUUUACUGAAACUUAUGAGUUGACACAAGAAUGCGUGCAAAUCAAUUAUUAUGGUGGUAAAAGAACAGCUGAAGCACUUAUUCCACUCCUCCAGCUAUCUGAUUCACCAAGAAUUGUUAAUGUUACAUCGUCGACAGGGAAGUUGAAGAACAUACCAAGUGAUUGGGUGAAAGGAGUUCUUAGUGCUGAUGUCGAAAACCUUUUUGAAGAGAGUGUAGAUGAAGUUUUGACAGAGUUUCUAAGCGACUUCAAGGAUGGUUUACGUGAAACCAAGGGUUGGCCUUCUUUGAUUUCAGCCUAUACAGUGUCAAAAGCAGCAAUGAAUGCAUAUACCAGGAUACUAGCCAAGAAAUAUCCUGGUUUUCGCGUCAACUCUCUCUGCCCUGGUUUUGUUAAAACAGAUAUAAACUUCAAUGCCGGAGUUGUGUCUGUUGAAGAAGGUGCUUCACAUUCUGUGAGGUUAGCACUGCUGCCCGGUGAUGGCCCUUCCGGCAAAUUCUUUGUUCAGUCUGAAGUUAGGGUCAAGGUUGUGUUAACUGCUUUAGAUGAGAAGAGAGGUCAUGAAGCUAUUGAAAAGCUGAAAGAUUAUGGCUUCUCAGACCUUGUGGUUUAUCAUCAGCUGGAUGUAACAGACCCUAAUAGCAUUGCUUCCCUUGUUGAUUUUGUCAAAUCGCAAUUCGGGAAACUCUAUAUCUUGUUUUCAUGCAAAUCUUCAUUGUCGUUCAUGUUCCCUUCCCAUCUGAUCAUCAUGGCAGAAUUAACCAAGAGGUGUGCAGUUGUGACAGGAUCAAACAAAGGGAUCGGAUUCGAAACUGUAAAGCAGUUGGCCUCAAAUGGAACCACUGUGGUCUUAACUGCUAGAGAUGAAAAGAAAGGUCUUGAAGCUGUUGAGAAACUCAAAGAGUCUGGACUCUCAGGCCAGGUGGUCUUUCACCAACUGGAUGUGGCUGACCCUGCUAGUAUUGCUUCUCUGGCACAUUUCAUCAAGACCCAGUUCGGGAAACUUGAUAUUUUGGUGAACAAUGCAGGGAUUGUUGGAGGUAUAAUUGAUGCUGAUCGUUUUAGAGCUGCAUCUGAAUGUGGUGUUGAAGGAGGUCAGAAUGAUUGGACAAAGUUCUUGACCGACACUUACGAGUUAACAGAAGAAUGCUUGCAAGUGAAUUAUUAUGGUGCUAAGAGAACAGCUGAAGCACUUAUUCCACUCCUCCAGCUCGCUGAUUCACCAAGAGUUGUUAAUGUUUCAUCCUCAAUGGGGAAGUUAAAGAAAAUACCAAGUGAUAGGGUGAAAGGAGUUCUUAGUGCUGACGUUGAAAACCUAAGCGAAGAUAGUGUAGAUCAAGUAUUGACGGACUUUUUAAACGACCUCAGAGAGGGUUUACUUGAAAACAAGGGUUGGCCUUCUCUGAUGUCGGGCUAUACAGUCUCAAAAGCAGCUAUAAAUGCAUAUACAAGGAUUCUAGCCAAGAAGUAUCCUGGUUUUCGUGUUAACUCUGUCUGUCCUGGCUAUGUCAAAACAGAUAUAAACUUCAAUAACGGCUUCAUGACUGUUGGAGAAGGUGCUGCAAGUGUGGUGAAUUUAGCAUUGCUGCCUGAUAAUGGCCCUACAGGCCAAUUCUUUUUCCGGUUUAAAGUAUCAUGUCUUUAAACAAAGAUGGAGUUAUGCAAAUCCCUGUCAGCUGUAACUGAUUGAAUUUGGAAGCACUAUUCUCAUUACA